Messenger RNA from Exophiala dermatitidis NIH/UT8656, 1185 nucleotides. RefSeq lists its product as uncharacterized. The coding region runs from base 1 to 1185 and encodes 394 amino acids. Lineage: Eukaryota; Fungi; Ascomycota; Eurotiomycetes; Chaetothyriales; Herpotrichiellaceae. The transcript is spliced from 3 exons. The record is from RefSeq and is a predicted model, not a curated record.
AUGCAGUUCAUCGAGAGCUACUUCUCCAACAAUCAAGGGUUUCAACUUGACAUUGUCGGUUUCCUUGCCAUCCUUGGAGAAGGCUCCGUCGAAACGAUUGCGCAGGUGGCUACAUUGAGCUAUCUCAUUUACCUCCCUCGUCUGAUCCCGGCACCGCAGAUCUUUAUUCGCCCGUCGCGACCAGAAAAGCUCGAAACCACCGCCAAUGCCAAAGUGAUUGGAGUCCAUUCGGGCAACACCGGGGAAGACAUACAUCAUGUGGCCCAUGCUCUACACCGCGGGGACAAGCUGGCCCCAAACACGGUCAGUUGUGUGCGGGUCAAAGAGAACAACAAGCCUCGUCCGUCUAUCAAGAGGUUCGGUCCGUUGGCAAUGCUAGCAUUUGUCGGGUUUGCCAUGAGCGCUGUGCUUUUGGGUCUCUCCAUUUACUAUGAGGAUGGUAUGUCGUUGUUGGCGACUGUUCUCCUGUCCACCUUGAGUACGGUCACUGGCAUCGCCAACAAGUGGGAGCCGACUCCGAAUGAUCCCAAGCCCGACCCCCAUUCGCCUCCGGGAGAUGUUGUGAUUAAGUAUCCGCAGGGGGCGUUUAUUGUGGUGAGCUGUGAGGAGCGGACGGCCCGGUAUCUUUACUUCAACCCCAGCGAGCGUUGCAUUUACUUUGUCAGAAGCACGGCUAUCUACAGAGGACUGUCCUUGAUCUCAACUCUGCUUUUGAUGGGCGGAGUCAUUUCGCUGGCCAAUGCCAAAAUCGAGACGCAGACUGCCUUUGCUGGGUCUUACAUGUUGAUCAACAUUUGCUACUGGAUUGGCGCCGCCCUGCCUCCUGCUCAACACUGGGACCUCUCACGACUGGAAGUGGAACAUAUCGAAAUCGCUGGAGGCACACCGCCACGCACAGCAAAGAUCGACAACUACUCGCCAACCUAUACCGAAGCUUUGUGGAAGGCCAUUGCCGUCACCGGGACCAGCAACUGGGUCAAGGAAGCCGGUUGGGCUCCGAAGACUCCUGCUUGGGCUGAUUGGCUGAACGAGGCCGAAGAAGCUGCUUUAGGGGAGCCCAGGAUAGUGACCAAGAAAAUGGAGAAUGGAAAGGAAGUGGAAGUGUGGACGAUUCGGAACUGGGAUAGCAGAAACGCCUUGUCGACUCUUCUCCGGACAACAACUGAUCGAUUUAACAAAAAAUGA